Molecule: messenger RNA, 1337 nt
Organism: Onychostruthus taczanowskii (white-rumped snowfinch)
Lineage: Eukaryota; Metazoa; Chordata; Aves; Passeriformes; Passeridae
Product: protein lin-7 homolog B-like
Exons: 5
Coding region: 527-1204 (225 amino acids)
Biological process (GO): protein localization to basolateral plasma membrane; maintenance of epithelial cell apical/basal polarity; neurotransmitter secretion
Cellular component (GO): basolateral plasma membrane; synapse; MPP7-DLG1-LIN7 complex
Molecular function (GO): L27 domain binding
Source: RefSeq, a predicted model, not a curated record
UUUCAGGUGGAAUUGGGGAUUUUUUGGUCCAAAAUUUUUUUUUUACCCCUAAAGAUGUCCCCCCUCAUUUCGGGGUCCUUCCCUAAAAAGAGCUGCCCCCCCUCCCCCCAAAUUUGGGGACUUUUUCUCACCCCAAAAUUUGCGACAUCCUCCCAAUUUUGGGUUCUUUUCGCUCAGAAUUGGGGUCUCUCCCUCCCCAAUUCCCCCUCCCCAAAAUUCGGGGUCUUCACCCUCAAAUUCGGGGUCCCCCCACCCCAUUCCCCCCCUCCAAAAUUUGGGUUUUUUCUCCUCCCCCGAAUUUGGGGAGCUCCCCUGUCUGCGCAUGCGCAGCGGCUGUGAGUCUUUGCACGGGGGCGUGGCCAGCGCGGGACACGGGGCGUGGUCAGCGCGCACCCAAAUAAGGGCAUGGGCGUGGCCACGCGUAGCAGACGUGACUCGGAACGGGCGGUGGGCGUGGUCUGGAUGAGAAAGGGGCGUGGUUUGUGCGGAAAGAGGCGUGGUCAGGGGUGGGCGUGGCCGCGCGAAGAUGGCAGCGCUGAGCGGGGACGCGCUGGGGCUGGAGCGGGGAAACCCCAAAACCGACCUGGGAACUCCAGAAAUCACCGUGGGAACCCCAAAAUCCUCCGGGUCCCCCCAGUUUCCUCCCGGAGCCCCCCCAAAUCUCUGCAGCUGCCCAUUGGGGGGUCCGGGGGGGCUGCCCGGGGGUUUUGGGGUCCCCCCAACCCCGGGGUCCCCCCAGGUCUACGAGCAGCUCUACGACACCUUGGACAUCGCAGGGAGCCCCGAAAUCCGCGCCCACGCCACGGCCAAGGUCACGGUGGCGGCCUUCGCGGCCAGCGAGGGCCACGCCCACCCGCGGGUGGUGGAGCUGCCCAAGACCGAGGAGGGUUUGGGCUUCAACAUCAUGGGGGGCAAGGAGCAGAACUCGCCCAUCUACAUCUCGCGCGUCAUCCCGGGCGGCGUGGCCGACCGCCACGGGGGGCUCAAGCGGGGGGACCAGCUGCUCAGCGUCAACGGGGUGAGCGUGGAGGGGGAGCAGCACGAGCGCGCGGUGGAGCUGCUGAAGGCGGCGCAGGGCUCGGUGAAGCUCGUGGUGCGUUACACGCCGCGCGUGCUCGAGGAGAUGGAGGCGCGCUUCGAGAAGCUCCGCACGGCGCGGCGCCGGCAGCACAACAGCUACUCGUCGCUGGAAUCGAGGGGGUAGAACCCCCCAGGACCCCCCAAACUCACCUGGGACCCCCCGGGACCCCCCUGGGACCCCCUGCGAGCCCCCAAAGUCCCCUGGGCCCCCCCGGGACCCCCUGGGAUCCCCCCAGGACUCCCCAAAAUCACCUGGA